This is a messenger RNA of Besnoitia besnoiti, 1908 nucleotides long. RefSeq lists its product as uncharacterized. Bases 1 to 1908 code for a protein of 635 amino acids. Lineage: Eukaryota; Apicomplexa; Conoidasida; Eucoccidiorida; Sarcocystidae. The record is from RefSeq and is a predicted model, not a curated record. The transcript has 8 exons.
AUGGCGACGACGGCCUGCAGGGCCGCGCACCCGUCGGCGUCGCGGCUCCCGCACUGCCUCUCGUGCGAGUGCUGCCCAGGGCGGGGGCCUGCGCGCGUGGGGGACUCGACUGCGGUCGAAGAUCGCGACCGCGAAGCCGAGGCAGACGACUGCGUGCCCUCCAUCUGGGCGACGCUUCUCGCUGCAGAGGAGGAGGAGUGGGAGGGCGGCGACGACCCUGUCGCGCAGCUGAAGCGCGGAAAGGCCUUCACGGGGCGCGCCAAGGGCCUCCUCUGUCCCUCGCAGCGCUGCCGCACCUGGCUCGACUUGAAAAUUUGGUUCGGCCUCGAGGACAGGGACCUCUCCAAGCCCGAGUUCGACGCUGCUUUCAUCCCCGUCAGGAAAGACGGCAUUGGGUUGUUUGAGCACUUUGUGGAGAUCGGCACGAAGACGUUGGAGACGAUCGCAGAGAUGUUUUUCUUCCACCACUACAGCGUGUACGAGGCGCAGGGGUGGACGCAGGCCUCGACGUUUCCCGCGGUCAACAGAGAGAAGUCGGAGAUCGUCGCUCCAGUCCCGCCGCCGAUUCCGCCAGACCUCGCCUUCCAUGUCCCCGCGCAUGUGCCGCAGCUGCUCUACACACAGAAACACGCCGAGCGCGCCUGCUCGCCAACCAGUCUCUACCGAUUCGGCGUCGCAUACCUCGCGGGCGCGCAGGGUCUCACGACGCGAACCUCCGUCGUCGAGUACGUCCGCGCAUGCAUCGGCUACGCCUGCUGCUGCUCUGACCACUGCAGCAAAAGUCUCUACGUCUGGGGACCCAACCUCGUCGAGCACAUCUACUGGACGCAGAGAGUCCUAAGCGGCAGCACACGAGAGGAGAGCGCCUUGCUCCACGACCUUUACGAGUACUUCGGCUACACAGGGCCGACUCUGAGCAGAAAGAUCUUGCGGGCGCUCGGCGGCACCGAAGACGCGACCAUCACCGCGGCUCCGCCGGGCGAGCGUGUCCUUCGGGUGUACCUUCAGGAGUAUUUUGAGCAGCUUGCGCGCGAUAGCGGCGUCCCUUGCGAGAACCAGAUGAGCUGGGCAGCGCGCGAGCUUGAGCACUUCCUUGAGAGCCCGGCGCUUGCUCUCUUCGCGUCUGUCGUCUUGUCGCUCGCUCCUUACGUCGCCGAUGGGAACAAGGACGGAGUUCUUCAGGAAACCAGCGACGUUCCGCCUUCCACGUCUUACGUAUCGACUUUCUUGACUCUCCUGAGUUUGUGCUGGAGGGGCGAACAGGAGGAGAGAGCGCGCGUGUGGAUGAAUGCCUUAGUGAAGCGGCUCCGCCAGCUCCAGCUGAUAGCCGAUGUGGUUAGACAAGACGAACAGAACCAGAAGGACCGCCGGCGAAGAACUCACGCCUUCGAUUUGCGGCGAAUGGACUACGUCAAAGACGGUCUUCUGGGGAAGUACCUCAUCUGGUCAAAGGCAUUUGAAGAAGCGGAGGCAAACCGGCAGGCCGCGCGGAUCGCGGCGGAGGCCGACGGUCGGCGGCUGAAGCCAACGCCUGAGGCGCUUGCGCUCUUCGCGCGGGCGCCUGCCUCUUGCGGCGGCUCCCCGGGGUGUGCGCUUCUGGAGCGCGCGCUGGCGGCCUUCGAGGGGCGACGGGUCUCUGGCGCGCCGGGCGACGCGGCGCCGGCGGCUCGCAUCGGCGCGUUUCCGCACUCCUACGGGAUGCCCGACGCGAGGGGCGUCUGGGCGAUUCGCGACAAGUCUGGCAAGCUGCACUACGAGAUGCUGCUGGUCGGAGCCGCGCCGCUGCCCACUGUGGCCUCUCGGAAGGCGCAGUUGGGCGGCACGGACGUGGGCGAAGCAGGGGGGGGGGGCGGCGCCAAGCUGCGUCAGUGGCGCCGCGGGAGGAGAGGAGCGACCGGCUCGAGCUGA